GGGGUCCUUCAGGUAGGAGGUCCUGGGUGACUUUGGACGUCCGCUCAGCCAGGUUGCAGAAGCGGUUUAGUGUGUGUCCUAAUCUUCUCUCUCGGUGUAGGUAGGCCUGUGCCGCAAACAUGCUCCGCCAGAUCCUCGGGCAAGCCAAGAAACAUCCCAGCUUGAUCCCUCUCUUCGUGUUUAUUGGAGCAGGGGGUACUGGAGCAGCACUGUAUGUGAUGCGCUUGGCAUUGUUCAAUCCAGAUGUCAGCUGGGACAGGAAGAAUAACCCAGAGCCUUGGAACAAACUGGGUCCCAAUGAACAAUAUAAGUUCUAUUCUGUGAACGUGGACUACAGCAAACUGAAAAAAGAAGGCCCAGACUUCUAAACUGUGAAGUUCACUGCAAAGCUGCUUACAAUGAAGGUCUUUCAGAAGCCAUCCGCACAAUUUUCCACUUAAGCAGGAACUAUGUCUCCGAAUGCAUGAAAUCAUGUUGAUUUUUUUUUUUGAGUUUAUUACACUGAUGAAUAAAUCUCUGAAACUUGAUAUGUGUCACUAUUUAAUGCUGAAAAUUCAUAUGGGAUUUGAUAGCUAGGAUAUAAGAAAUAAAGUAUCAGGAUUUAAAGAAUCUCUUGAAUUUCUCUUUAUACAUUUGAAAGUGAGACCUAUGCUGCUUUAAUAAGGGUGUGUGUGUAUGUGUAUAUAGGCCCACACUUGAUAACUUCAAACUGGAAAUUAAAGGGCUUCUGGGAAGAAUAUUCACGUCUUUGUCAAAUGAACACAAUAGAAAGCUCUGGAUUUCUG
Rattus norvegicus (Norway rat) is the source of this 785-nucleotide messenger RNA. It is a transcript of the gene Coxfa4, whose product is annotated as cytochrome c oxidase associated subunit FA4. NCBI's taxonomy places the organism in Eukaryota, Metazoa, Chordata, Mammalia, Rodentia, Muridae. The coding region runs from base 120 to 368 and encodes 82 amino acids. The transcript is spliced from 4 exons. Gene Ontology annotation, cellular component: mitochondrial inner membrane. The record is from RefSeq and is marked validated.